Messenger RNA from Trematosphaeria pertusa, 3039 nucleotides. Its product is annotated as glycoside hydrolase family 35 protein. The transcript is spliced from 5 exons. The coding region runs from base 1 to 3039 and encodes 1012 amino acids. Gene Ontology annotation, biological process: carbohydrate metabolic process. Gene Ontology annotation, molecular function: beta-galactosidase activity. The record is from RefSeq and is a predicted model, not a curated record. Gene Ontology annotation, cellular component: vacuole. Lineage: Eukaryota; Fungi; Ascomycota; Dothideomycetes; Pleosporales; Trematosphaeriaceae.
AUGAAACGGCUUUUGAAUUGUGUGAGCGUGGUCGCGCUGGCUUGUUUGGCAGUUGAGUCGGCGGCAAGAGCGGUUGGGUAUUCGCCUAAGGAGUGGAUCAGGCCGUAUAAGAGGGAGCCGUUGCAGGAUAUUGUUACCUGGGAUGAAGAGACCCUUUUCGUGAAUGGAGAGCGGAUCUUCUUGUAUAGUGGAGAGGUUCACCCUUACAGACUCCCAGUCCCAGAUCUCCACCUCGAUAUCUUCCAGAAGAUCAAAGCUCUUGGAUACAAUGGCGUCUCGUUCUACGUCGAUUGGGCAUUGCUUGAAGGAACACCAGGAGUAUAUCGCGCUGAGGGCGUAUUUGAUCUGAAUCCAUUCUUUGACGCAGCCAGCAAAGCUGGAAUUUACCUCAUUGCUCGCCCGGGUCCUUAUAUCAAUGCUGAGGCUUCUGGCGGAGGCUUUCCAGGGUGGUUACAAAGGAUUAACGGCAUCCUCAGGACCAGGGCUCCCGAUUAUCUGAAUGCGACGGACAACUAUAUGGCAUCCCUGGGCAAGACUCUAGCUGCGGCUCAGAUCACCAACGGUGGCCCCAUCAUCCUCGUGCAGCCUGAAAACGAAUACACAGGGGCAACGUCUAACGUCCAGCCCUUCCCGGAUCCCGUAUAUAUGGGCUACGUGGAAGACCAGCUGCGUAACGCCGGCAUCGUAGUCCCGCUCAUCAGCAACGACGCUUCACCUUCAGGACACAACGCACCGGGUCAGCCCGCAGCUGUUGACAUCUACGGCCAUGAUGGCUAUCCUCUUGGCUUUGACUGCGCCAACCCUACGACUUGGCCAGACGGUAAGCUUCCCACCAACUGGCGCAGCUUGCAUCUGCAGCAGAGCCCAAGCACACCGUACUCCAUCGUCGAAUUCCAGGGCGGCUCUUUCGAUCCAUGGGGCGGACCGGGCUUCGGCAAGUGCUUGGUCCUCGUCAACUACGAGUUCGAGCGCGUGUUCUACAAGAACCUUUACAGCUUCGGCGUCACGAUCUUCAACAUAUACAUGACGUAUGGAGGAACGAACUGGGGCAAUCUUGGCCACCCGGGCGGCUACACUUCGUAUGACUAUGCGGCGCCUAUUGCUGAGGGUCGGCAGGUGGACCGGGAGAAGUACUCGGAGCAGAAGCUUCAGGCGAACUUCUUCAAAGUUUCUCCUGCGUACUUGACUGCUGCACGCGGCAAUGCUUCGAACACGGCCUGGACAACAUCGACCGAUCUGACUGUCACACCGGCGUUUGGCACGAAUGGCACGAGCACGAAGUUCUAUUUUGUUCGGCAUGCGCAGUACAACUCGCUUGCUUCGACGAGCUACAAGCUGAAGAUCCCGACGUCUGCGUUCGGAAAUAUCACGGUCCCGCAGAUGAACGACACGAGCCUUACCCUCAAUGGCCGCGAUUCGAAGAUUCAUGUGAGCGACUACGACAUUGGCGGAGCGACACUCGUCUACUCAACUGCUGAGGUUUUCACCUGGCACAAGUACGCGGAUAAGACCGUGCUUAUUGUGUAUGGUGGACCGGAGGAGACGCAUGAGCUAACGCUUGCUGUAACUGGCCUAGAGAUGAUUGAGGGAGAAGCAAGGUCGACUACGACACGAGGUUAUACCCUACUUAACUGGAAGACGGAUGGAACGAGGAAAGUUGCUAAGGUCGGCGUUGAAAGCAACUUCAUCUAUGUCUACAUGCUUGAUCGCAACUCAGCCUAUAACUACUGGUCCAUCGAUCAAGCGCCUCACGAUUCAUCCAACCCCGUCAUUCUCAAGGCAGGCUAUCUAAUGCGCACCUCAAAAGCCUCCGGCUCCACGCUUGCCCUCACAGGCGAUCUCAAUGCGACAACGCCCAUCGAGAUCCUAGGCGGCGCCUCCAACAUCACAACCCUUACCUUCAACGGCCAAGACUUCGACUUUAAGACCUCCAAAGAGGGCGUCGUAAGUGCUACCAUCGACUUCCCCAAGCCGAAAUUCAGCGUCCCCAAGCUAGACGAGCUCGACUGGAAAUACAUCGACUCGCUGCCCGAGAUCCAAUCCUCCUACGACGACAGCGCCUGGACACCCGCCGAUCUCGAAAAGACGUACAACAGUCUGCGCCCCCUAACCACGCCCAUCUCCCUCUACGCCUCCGACUACGGCUACCACACUGGCACGCUGCUCUUCCGCGGCUCCUUCACCGCCACCGGCGCCGAAAAGACACUCUACCUCUCCACCCAGGGCGGCUCGGCAUUCGGCUCCUCCGCCUUCCUCAACAGCCAGUUCCUCGGCUCCUGGCGUGGCUACGACGCCGCCAUGAACGGCAACUCGACCUUCACCCUGCCGAACCUCACCGCAGGCAAAACAUACACCCUCACCGUCGUCAUCGACAACAUGGGGCUGGACGAGGACUGGACCAUCGGCACCGAGACGAUGAAGAACCCGCGGGGUAUUCUGGACUACGCGCUCGACGGCCACGCGCAGGCCGACGUAGCCUGGAAACUCACCGGCAACCUCGGCGGCGAAGAGUAUAAGGAUAUCUCGCGCGGCCCGCUCAACGAGGGUGGCAUGUUCGUCGAGCGCCAGGGUCUGCAUCUCCCCGGCGCGCUGUCCGCCUCCGCGCCCGCCAACUGGCAAUCCAGCGCCGGCCCCGUAGCUGACGGCCUCACUGGCCCGGGAAUCGGUUUCUUCGCUGCGGAGUUCGACCUCAGUCUGCCCUCGGGCUACGACAUCCCGCUCAGCUUCACAUUCUCUAACACGACGACGAACAGCACAGGGUCGAGCGUGCCAGCGUAUAGAGCGCAGCUCUUCGUCAAUGGCUGGCAGUUUGGUAAAUACGUCAAUAAUGUGGGCCCGCAGACUGUGUUCCCCGUCCCCGAGGGCAUCCUGAACUACCGCGGGACGAACUAUGUCGGUCUGACGCUGUGGGGGCUGGAUGAUGGGCCGACGAAAGUAGGGGGGUUGGAGUUGACGGUUGAUGGGAUGGUGUGGAGCGGGUAUGGCGAGAUUCGCGUUGUGGAGGGGCAGAUGUAUGAAGAGAGGGAGGGCGCGUAUUAG